This is a messenger RNA of Rotaria sp. Silwood1, 288 nucleotides long. The record is from the annotation of a GenBank genome assembly. Lineage: Eukaryota; Metazoa; Rotifera; Eurotatoria; Philodinida; Philodinidae.
AUGUUAACAACAAAUAUAUCCUCAUCUGAUAAGAUAAAAGAUCAACCUUUAAUGAUUGGAAAUCAAAAAUCAAAGACGUCUCUGUCUGUAUGUCGAAUAUGUGGAGUUCCCGCUGAACAUUCUAACUUCGGUGUUACAUCAUGUAAUUCAUGCAAAAUGUUUUUCAAACGAAAUGCCAACGGAAAACUUAUUUGUCGUUAUGAUGAUAAAUGUGACAUUAACAUAAAUAAUCGUCAUAUAUGUACAGCAUGUCGACUUAAUAAAUGUUUUGAAACUGGAAUGUGUUAG